Molecule: messenger RNA, 1351 nt
Organism: Scatophagus argus
Lineage: Eukaryota; Metazoa; Chordata; Actinopteri; Scatophagidae
Product: cytoglobin-1-like
Exons: 5
Coding region: 90-767 (225 amino acids)
Biological process (GO): oxygen transport
Molecular function (GO): iron ion binding; heme binding; oxygen binding
Source: RefSeq, a predicted model, not a curated record
CCCUCUGUCCCAUGAUGCACCAUGACCAAGCGUCAAGUAAUAUUUGUUGUAGUGUUCAAAGCUAAAUUUAAAAAAAAAUCCCUGGUCACAUGAUAUUGAAUAGCUGGAUGCUAUUCAACGGCGUAAGCCUGUUCUUCAGUCACACUCUCGCUCAGCAGAGGUGGAGAACAAAGAUUCUCACUGGGAAAAAGGGGCUUUCUUCCUCUCUCACCAAGAAAGAGACACAAACAAGAAAAAGGAUGGAGAGGAUGCAGGGAGAUGGAGAGGUGGACCACCUGGAGCGACCAACCCCUCUGACUGACAAGGAGAAGGUGAUGAUCCAGGACUCCUGGGCAAAAGUCUACCAGAGCUGUGAUGAUGCUGGGGUGGCCAUACUAGUCAGGCUCUUUGUAAACUUCCCGUCAUCCAAGCAGUACUUCAGAGACUUCAAGCACAUUGAGGAGCCCGAGGAGCUGGAGAGGAGUGCACAGCUUAGGCAACAUGCUCGCAGAGUCAUGAAUGCCAUCAAUACGCUGGUGGAGAACCUUGACAACUCAGACAAAGUGGCCUCAGUGCUGAAGCUUUUGGGCAGGGCCCACGCACUCCGACACAAGGUGGACCCUGUGUACUUUAAGAUCCUUAAUGGUGUGAUACUGGAAGUCCUGGGGGAAGCGUUUUCAGAGGUGGUGACACCAGAGGUGGCCGCAGCAUGGACCAAACUCUUGGCUACUGUCUGCUGUGGUAUCACAUCCAUCUAUGAGGAAGUGGGUUGGUUUAAUGGAUCAUGAGUACCUGGAGAAAUUUUUGGGCCAUCAGCUUUGUAAGACUUUUGAAGGGAAACAAUGUAUCUUCACAGUGGUUAUCUGACUUAUCAUGAGGAAUACAGUUUAAUGUAUUGUAAAUAUACAAUCUAAACAUGGACAGAGAGAGAGAAGGGGUGAAGUAAAAUAUUAAAGUUCUAUCUAAUUUGUUUUUAUUAAUUGUUGGUGUAAAGGACCAAAUCAUUUUAAGGGGGAGAGAAAAAAGAAUAAAAUGCAAAAAUGAACCAAAAGUGGACAAGAGGUCACAUUUGACUUGGAUGUGCCUUCUGCUGAAUGUGUAUAAAACUGCCAUUACAUACAUACACUACACUGCACAUAUAAGUACUAUUAUUUCUAAAUAUCAUGUUUUUUCUGAUGUUUUCUUUUAUUGGUCUGAAUACAAUUGUAAAUUGUAUCACCUAAAUUGUAUCAUCUUUUUUUUAUUUUUUUGCAUUUUUAAGAGUUAAUUGGGAUGAUUUUACAAUUUUUCAUUAUGACUCACCUUUGUAUCUGUACUUAACAAAGUUUGAAAUAAAAAAGAAAGAAGAAAAACCCAUGAUCUUACUGCCACG